AAUCGGAAGUCGACUUACCUAUCCCUAUUUCGUCCCGACCAGCCUUUAACUGGCCACUGGCUAAACAAUUCAAACAGUAUUGAACUAUGUUUUAUUUGCAAAGGUAUCGUUAUUGCUUUUUGGCCGGAUGUUUUGCUGCUGGCGGAAGUUUCUUUGGUAAAAUGCCCAGUUUUUUGGAAAGUAUAGAUUUGGAGGUUUCCAAAUCUCAUAAAGUAUUUAUAAUUAUAAAAUACUUUCCAAUUGCUCUAAUGAUUAUUUGCAAUGUCCUUAACUGGCGUUACUUUCUAAAGGCUCUACAGUUAACGGAACAAACAUUAACGGCCACAGUGUUAACGUCUGCCUCUAAUUAUAUUGUAUCGUUCAUUUUGGCAUCCCUCAUAUACAAGGAACCCAUAACAUGGCUUUCAACAUUUGGUACAACCCUCAUAGUAUUGGGACUGUGGUUUUUAUGUGACGAUCCAAAUAAAAAAGCGCCCACCAAAAACAAAGACACGUGAGGAAGGAACAUAUAUUCGAGUAAAGAAACUGUGAUCAUAAAUAAGAAAACAAAGACAACAAAGUGUGUGUGUUUUUUUGGAUAAAUUUCAGAUUUUUUAUGUAGAUUUUUCUUUUAAAUUUAUUAAAAAUUAUAUUUAAUAAAAUGAACAUAAAUAAGUAUA
This is a messenger RNA of Musca domestica (house fly), 659 nucleotides long. RefSeq lists its product as uncharacterized. The record is from RefSeq and is a predicted model, not a curated record. The transcript is spliced from 3 exons. Lineage: Eukaryota; Metazoa; Arthropoda; Insecta; Diptera; Muscidae. Bases 87 to 497 code for a protein of 136 amino acids.